AUGACAGGUGACCAAGGGCCCUACAUUUGUCCCCUGGGGAUGUCGUGGCGGCCUGUGUGGACGUUCGCUCUCCGAAGCCAAGUGGCAGCAAGUCUUUAUGUGUCUGUUGCUUCAGACUUCUCUCCGGCCUGCUCGGGGGGCGGCCCCCCAGCUGUCACGUUGUCCCUUUGUGACAGGGAUCUCCCGCAUUUAGCCAGUUGGAAUCUGGCAGAGGCAGGACCGAAACCUACACGUCCCAGUGUGGAGUCAGGGUUGACCCUGUCGUUGUCACCUUUGUCACCUCCUGGUCCAACAAAAGAAAUGAGGAGACUGCAAAGCUUGUUAUUUAACCGAGGCGACCCUUUCAGCAAACAGGAUCUAAUUAUGGCACCCACUGGAAGAAAGGGAACGGGGAGACCUGGGAGACGCGUGGUGAAGGAUCAGGAUAGAGAAGCCUCUGGCACAGAAGAUAAAAAAGAUCUGAGUGGUUCCGAGCAGGACGGGAAGGAGGAAGGAAAGAGUCCAAUAACUGAUAAGAAUGGAAGAAAAAGACCAUCUGCAGGCUCAAUUGAGGACGAGCUGGGGGACGAAGUACAGGAUUUGUUGGAAAGAUUUAAAGCUGACAUUCAAAAAACUCUUAUUGCAAAGAGAAGAAGAUUUGAAAUGAAUACCAAUGCUUCUGUCAAAAAUAAUAAUGAGAAAAUUGAGCAUGUUUGGAAAACCCAAAAAGAGCAAUGGCAGAAGCUUACUCAUGGAUACUCUCAGCAGUUUCUGGCUUUGUUUCGGCAGUGGGAUAUAGAUAUGAAGAAAGCUGAGGAACGAGAAGUAAAACUAACUGUUAUGUUUCGACAGCAGCAAAGGAUUUUACAACAAACUAGAAUUCUUCAGAACCAGACACUGAAAGCAGUCAAAACUCUUUAUGAGCAAUUUCUGAAGAACGUUGAGGACAUGGAGAAGAAUCAUGAAAACGUUCUUAUUCAAGCACAGAGUGAACUUAGAAAAGACAUGGCUUCACUGCAAAACAAAAUUUUAAUGGAAGCUCAACGGCAAGAGAUGGCGAUUGUCCGAAAGACUCUUCCAUCCCUGUUCUUCUGAUGACCCUUUGAAGAAAGAGCUAGAAUAGUAACAUGACAGUUCUAAUGUUAGCUACGUAAAGCCACCUUACAGUGGUGUAAACAUUCUAAUUUAAAUUACUGCAU
Messenger RNA from Loxodonta africana (African savanna elephant), 1178 nucleotides. RefSeq names its product synaptonemal complex protein 3-like. NCBI's taxonomy places the organism in Eukaryota, Metazoa, Chordata, Mammalia, Proboscidea, Elephantidae. The record is from RefSeq and is a predicted model, not a curated record. Bases 1 to 1074 code for a protein of 357 amino acids. Gene Ontology annotation, biological process: spermatid development; meiotic cell cycle. The transcript is spliced from 9 exons. Gene Ontology annotation, cellular component: synaptonemal complex.